This is a messenger RNA of Paramisgurnus dabryanus, 2671 nucleotides long. RefSeq names its product PDZ domain containing RING finger 3a (gene pdzrn3a). The record is from RefSeq and is a predicted model, not a curated record. Gene Ontology annotation, biological process: neuromuscular junction development; protein ubiquitination. Lineage: Eukaryota; Metazoa; Chordata; Actinopteri; Cypriniformes; Cobitidae. Gene Ontology annotation, molecular function: zinc ion binding; ubiquitin protein ligase activity.
UGUGACAGUCAUCAUCAGAGAAAGAACGUUUUCUCCGUGUAUACUUAAUAUUGUCAACAUGGGCUUUGAGCUCGAUCGUUUUGAGAGCGCAGUGGAUCUCGACUUCAUCUGUAAACUGUGUGGAAAAGUUGUGGAGGAGCCUCUGGCCACCCCGUGUGGACACGUCUUCUGCGCCGCAUGCGUGCUCCAGUGGCUCUCCAAAGUCCACAGCUGUCCCAUCCAGUGCCAAAAGAUCACCAGCAGCGACCUUAAUCACGUCCUGCCCCUGAAAAACCUCAUCUUCAAACUAGAUGUGAAAUGUGACCACCGUGCUCGAGGCUGUAAGAAAGUGAUGAAGCUCCAUCAUCUCUCUGAGCACACGGACACGUGCGACUUUUCUCCGGUUAGAUGCGGGAAUGAAGGAUGCGGCGCGGUGAUCCAUCUGAAAGAUGUCGCAUCACACGUGCGGGAGACAUGCGCAUACAGACCGGCGGAGAUUUGUGAGGAUGGAUGCGGACUGAUGCUCACCAUCAAGGAGAUCACGGAGGACCAUAGUUGUCUUCAAGCGCUGAAGGCGCGCAACGGGCUUCUCCAAAAUAAAGUGAUGGCGUUGGAAAGAGAGCUGAAGCGACGGUGUUUGAGGUUUAAUAUGAGGGAGAGAUCGCUCCUCACCAAACUUUCAGCGCUUCACUACGAGCUCAACACGACAGCGCGGAGAUUUCAAGAGAAAAUCACCGAGUACAAGAGCAGAAUUGACGCGCUAGCAAACAGCUCCAAUAAGGGAGACAAUACAAUGACCGUCAAAGUGACCCUCCACAGAGCAUCAGGAUCUCUGGGAUUUAAUAUCAUUGGAGGACGGCCAAAUGAGGCAAAUGGAAGGAACCUUUCCCAGGGCACCCAUGAUCAUGCAGUAGAGACCUUUCAAACAGCCGAAGAGCCCAAUGAGGUCCAGAUACGGUGCAGGACGGCACACAAAACUCAAGGAGUGGACAGCAGUACACAAACCAACAUUACUCUGAAAUAUCUGAAACAUUUAGAGGAUAAACUGUCCUCUCCAUCAUUGCCACUGGGUUUGGCCGUGCUGGAUAGUUACCUUUCACCCACAGGCAUACAGAGAGACAUUAAAAGCAGAGGAUUGGAUCAUGAGAUUGAUGCAGAAGGUGUUGCAGCUGAAGAUGGCAGAAUCCAGCAAGCAGAUCCGAUUAUCCAGAGCCUGCAUAAAGAAGAUGGAGGUACUACUGAUAUGGCAAAUAUGCUGUCCAACCGUCAUGAGAAAGACAGCGGUGUGAGCCGCACAGAUGACAGCAAUCGUAAUGAUGAAAGCUCAGAGCCAGAGAUCCUGGGGGACGACUUGAGCUUUGUUUGGGACACUCUUCCAGGAAACCACAAGAAGUACUUCAGCCAGGACACGAUAGGCAGUGGAGACCUGCACCUGCGUAAUGACUCCUUCCUGUCUGUUGACAAUGUAGACUGUGAAAAAGUCCUCGAUAUACCCGGCAUGGCUUGCGAGGACUUACGAGAACUGCUUGAAUUGAAAUUCCUGCUGAAUGGAAACAGUCCUUGUGAAUAUCUGGAGCACGAUGCCAGGCUAUACAGAGAGAGUAUUAGUUGGGAUUGUGAUGACCUUGAUAUUCAGAUGCUCAGUGAGGAACUGCUAAACAUUGAACUUGAGUGUCUAAGCAUCAUACAGGCACAUAGAAUACAAACAGGGGAAGGUCUACAAUCCAGCAAUGAUUCACGUACCAAGCACCUUACCAAGCAAAGUGUGGAAAAAGUCCAUCAAGACCUCAUUAAUAAGAAAGUGGACAAGGAAAGCUCUAGUGCCUACAACACUGGAGAAAGUUGUUGGAGCAUUCCUCCUGCUGUAGAACUUUCGGACUUCCAAAAUUUGGUUACAGAAGACAAAGGGAAAAGUUCUCCCAAGCAUAGACGCAACUCAACAACAGCAACAUGCUCAAAGCAUCUUCUUUCUCCUAUUCAGGAGGCUACCCCCACCAAAAGUAACUCUCCUUCAGGAAACUCAGAGGCCACAAAAGUGGAAAAAACUAAGCAGAAGUGGAAGAACCACCCAGGGAAAAGGCAUUCCCCAUACAAGAACACCUACAUCCCAGCUCAUGCACAACAUUACCAAAGCUACAUGCACCUUAUCCAGCAAAAAUCAGCUGUUGAGUACGGCCAAAGUCAAAUCAGCUUAGCCAGCUUGUGCAAGAACCCAGAGACCUUCCCCUCGGACUCCAGACCCAAGAUGGAAUGGAAGGUAAAGAUCCGUAGUAAUGGAACACGGUACAUCACCAAAAGGCCUACGAGGGAUCAACUGCUGAAAGAGCGUGCAUUGCGCAUCCGAGAAGAACGCUGUGGCAUGACAACCGAUGAUGAUGCUGCAAGUGAACUCAAACUGGGUCGAUACUGGAACAAGGAGGAGCGCAAGCAGCAUGCAGCACAUGCCAAGGAACAGCGGCAACAGAGGGAACUCAGGAAGCAGUGCUGCGUGGAAGGCAAGGAGCAGGCAGCAGCUAAGAAAGACAAUAUAACGCCAGAUAUUAUCCAGCUCAGCCACAAAAAGAUGAUGAAAAAACGGAAUAAGAGAAUACUCGACAACUGGAUGACUAUUCAGGAGCUGCUGACACAUGGCACAAGGUCCACAGAUGGGACAAGACUAUAUAAUUCCUUUCUCUCUGUGACAACGGUGUAA